Mitosporidium daphniae is the source of this 3249-nucleotide messenger RNA. RefSeq lists its product as uncharacterized. Bases 1 to 3249 code for a protein of 1082 amino acids. Lineage: Eukaryota; Fungi; Microsporidia. The record is from RefSeq and is a predicted model, not a curated record. The transcript is spliced from 5 exons.
AUGCAUCUGGACUGCAAAAUAUCGGCUUCAUCGGAGUAUCUGACAAUUGUGUCCUUUGAUAAAUAUGACAUUCUUAGAGACAUCCCCUCAAAUAAACUCGGCAUGAUCAAGGAAAAGCUCCAAACUAUCGGCUCAAGGUUUAAAGAUAUCAAGGCUGAUCAGGGCGAGUGGAAUUUUGAUGCAUACUUGUUCUGGCUCAACAUCUCCAUCUUGAUUCUUGUAUGCUACGAGUUUUCGCAGGCUGAUGACCAAGUGCAAAUGAUGCUUUUGGCAAUGUAUUUGAAACCGGAGCGGUUUGGCGCCGUAUCGUGCGAGUUGAUCUUGUUUGUGGAAAAAAUCAUUUACCGCUAUCCUUGUUUGUUGGAGCCGACGUCCAAAGUGUACAUAUCGCACAUUUGCAAUGCUCCUCAUGGCAACAAUUGGGACGCAAAGCUACUUUGUGCGCUAUUGCGGUCAUUUUUCUGCAACGAAAAGAUUGCUUUACACGGUGCUUCUCAUGCGAUUUUGCUGGAAAAUUUCAAGGAAAUGUCCACUUUUUUAGAUUCGCUGAUACGGAUCUUGUUCCAGGAUUCGCAAAAACAUUCUUCUGGUGUUUUUGCGUUUCUUGGCGCUUGCUCCUCCAAUCUUGGCGAUUCGCUGCAAAACGGAGAUCUUACCCAAAUUACGGUUACAAAGUACAUCAUUAAAACUUGCAUUGGCAUUCUUGAUGAUUGCAAGGCCGCUUCUUCUUUCAAGGCGUCGGUAUUGGAUCUUUUAUUCAAAAUCCUAACCUCGUUUUUCGAAUUUUUUGCACAUAACGUGUCUUGUGGACACGUUCACGCUUCUCCAAAUUGGUCUUACAUUCAGGAUCAUGAAUUGUUGAGGCAAUCAUGUAUUUCCCUAUGCUACACAUCUUAUAUCAUCGAUCAGCACGACUAUUCGAUGAUGGCAAAGAUCAAUUCCAAUGCCAUGGACUGCCCUUUUAUUGGGAACGCCGAUUUGCCGUCUUUAUUGGGCUCUUUUGCUUGGGUCUCCAUUUACCCUUUUAUCCAAAACGUAAACUUUAAGCUUUUCCAACUUUCUUCUGAUGCCAAUGUUUCGCUGAAAACCCGAUCCAUCAAAUACCUGUGCGAUUUGUACAAAACCAAUUCAAAACUGUUGCCUACGUUUAAUGUGGUCGAAAAAAUGCUUCGCAUGCGGUAUCAGGACACCUCUGCCCCGGUUAGGGAGCUUAUUGUGGAUUUUUUGGCCGAAGUAUUUCGGUAUGAAGAAUGUGCAAUACAAAGCGUGCUUGAUAUUUUGCUGCACUUGGAUGCAAAUGCUGGCAUUCAAAAGAAGGGAAUGUCAAUUUUAUCUCAAAUACUUCAAACCAUGCCAGCGCAACGAAACUAUUUUACGCAAUUAUUUGCCAUUUUGUGUUCCAAGCUAACGCACGCCAAUUUGUCGAUUCGCUGCCAUGCGGCCAAACUUAUUUUCCCGCUGUUGGCGAGGCAAUCUUAUGAACUUCUUUCAACAUUCGUCGAUGCCCUUUCCCGUUACGAUGAUCAUUUGGUUAUCACCGGGUUGAAUUCAUUUCAACUCGCCCAAGAAGAGGAUCCCAAGCACCACGCACAACCCAACAAUUUAACAGACCUUUUCGAACAAUGUUCAAACACUUUUAAGGGUAUCUUGACACAGAUCAUCGAAAAAGACAUCGCAAGCGAUGUCCUUAAUUUCGUUAAAUUUUUUUCUUGUCUGCUUCAAUGUGGUGAGACAAGUAGUACGGCGUUUAGCAGUGCGUUUUUUCCGCUCUAUUUAACCCUGUUUUGCCCGGAGCCAAAGCUGCUCAACUAUUCUCUCAACAUGCAGUAUUAUUUAAGUGUCGUUCUGUGCAUUGUACUUGAGCGAAUGCCCAUUGUGUCUGAAGUGCAUUUGCUUCAGCUGUCAAAGUCCAUCGUUUCUGCUUUGAACCGUUGCCAUGAAAAGAUGCUUGGCAAGCUCGUUGAGCUUUUAUCGGUCAUGUCUUUGCGAAACAGCAAUUGCUGCUGCAUUCUGGAUUCUCUGUUUACAAAACUUUAUGAAAAUGUACACAAGCACAUGGUUGAUAAGUGCAUCGGUAAUUUGAGCUGUAGAUCGGUUUUUCUGCUUGGCAUAAUGUCGCGUGUAGCGCAAAACCCCUCCACUGAGGCUAAUGUGUCAAAGGCUCUGGAGACGGCAUCCUGUCUUGUGGCCAACUUUAGCAGCCAUCUGUCUUCUUCUCAGAUACGAUCCAUUUUGUUGCUGCUAACUGAAAUAUCAACAUCAAGGCAAGACAUCUCGCUGAUCCCGCAGUUUAAGGAUUUUUUUAUACAAAUACUUUCUUUGCAUUCGACACAUGACUAUUCUGAUGAGCAUUGCAACUUGGUUCUUCAGUGCAUUUCUAAAGCAGCCGUUGGAUCUAUCAAAAGCGAUGUACAUUCCGAAGCGCAAGUUGAGGUGCAAAAAAUAUCCAUCGAAGGAAACAUGUACUUUUUGACCGAAUUUUUUAUUGUAGCAUAUCAUCGGGAAUAUCUCAGCGUCGCAUUUGCAGUUGAAAAAGGCAGCGAUGGAGGGUAUGGAUUUCCUAUUUUCAAGAUAUCAACACUUUAUACUUUCCAAAACAAAAGAGGCUUUGAGCAUGGGCAUCCGUAUUUUGGCGCAAGACGGCGGAUUCGCCAAAAAAGAACCAACAGAAUCGAUUUUGUCAACGCAGUUGAUGGGCUUUUUUUCCCAUCCGGAAAAAUGCUUUCGCCACCGGAGGCAAAAAUCCUGUUUCAGAUGCUAUCCAACAUUCCAUUUGAAACGUUUGAGGAAAUAUCGAUGAUACGGCAAACCUGUAUUUCUUGGCAAACAAAACUGGAUGCCAUUUAUGAGGAUGAUGGCGCUUGCUGUGCAUCUGCGGCGGCCAAACAAAUUUGCCAUUGGAUUGGAGAAUUUUUGGACCACAUUAAGAUACUUUACGGACUAAACGAAAGCCAUUUUCGGCAAGAUGCGCAAAAAUCCCAAUUGACCUUGAAACGAACCUCUUGUUCUCUUGCCUUUGAACCUUCAGAUUUGAAGCUCCAAUCGGCUACCGAUGCUACUGACCCUCGAGAUUUUGACGGUCAAAAUGGCGAAAAUGCUGCCGCCAAUGUAAACCAUUUAACUUCAAAGAGUAAGCGACAAAAACCUGUGAAGCCUUUGAAAAAAAUCAAACCCUCUAUCAAGUGGUUUUCGUCUGCCAUCAUCAGUGAUGCCGAUUCUAUGUCUGACGAUGAAAUUCAAGACAGCUAA